Carlito syrichta (Philippine tarsier) is the source of this 1651-nucleotide messenger RNA. RefSeq names its product formimidoyltransferase cyclodeaminase (gene FTCD). Lineage: Eukaryota; Metazoa; Chordata; Mammalia; Primates; Tarsiidae. The transcript has 14 exons. The coding region runs from base 25 to 1650 and encodes 541 amino acids. Gene Ontology annotation, molecular function: folic acid binding; transferase activity. The record is from RefSeq and is a predicted model, not a curated record.
GCACGUCUGGACCCAGGUGCAGCCAUGUUCCAGCUAGUGGAGUGUGUCCCCAACUUCUCAGAGGGGAACAACCAAGAGGUGAUUGAUGCCAUCUCUCAAGCCAUCGCACAGACCCCAGGCUGCAUGCUGCUAGAUGUGGACGCAGGUCCCUCUACUAACCGCACGGUCUACACCUUCGUGGGGCAGCCAGAGUGCGUGGUGGAGGGGGCCCUCAGCGCUGCCCGAGUGGCCUUCCGGCUCAUUGACAUGACCAGACACCAAGGGGAGCACCCUCGCAUGGGGGCCCUGGAUGUCUGCCCCUUCAUCCCUGUGAGGGGUGUCAGCAUGGACGAGUGUGUGCUCUGUGCCCAGGCCUUUGGCCAGCGGCUGGCAGAGGAGCUGGACGUGCCAGUGUACCUGUAUGGUGAAGCAGCACGGACAGCCAGUCGUCGGGCCCUGCCGGCCAUCCGGGCUGGGGAGUACGAGGCCCUCCCUGAGAAGCUCAAGCAGGCCGAGUGGGCACCUGACUUUGGCCCCAGCACCUUCGUCCCUAGCUGGGGGGCAACUACCACGGGGGCACGGAAGUUCCUCAUCGCGUUCAACAUCAACCUGCUCAGCACCAAGGAACAGGCCCACCGCAUCGCCCUGAACCUGCGUGAGCAGGGCCGCGGGAAGGACCAGCCAGGACGCCUCAAGAAGGUUCAGGGCAUCGGCUGGUACCUGGAUGAGAAGAACCUGGCCCAGGUGUCCACGAACCUCCUGGACUUCGAUGUCACGGCACUGCACACAGUCUAUGAGGAGACCUGCAGAGAGGCACGGGAGCUGAGCCUCCCAGUGGUGGGCUCACAACUGGUGGGCCUGGUGCCUCUGAAGGCCCUGCUGGACACAGCUGACUUCUAUUGUGACAAGGAGAACCUCUUCAUCCUGGAGGAAGAGCACCGGAUCAGACUGGUGGUGAACCGCCUGGGCCUGGAUUCCCUGUCCCCCUUCAACCCCAAGGAACGAAUCAUCGAGUACUUGGUGCCCAACCGCAAGCCUGAGCAGAGCCUGGUCAACAAGUCCCUGAGCACCUUCAUCGGCAAGGUGGGCGCCCGGACGGCAGCCCCUGGGGGAGGCUCGGUGGCUGCUGCUGCUGCGGCCAUGGGUGCGGCGCUGGCCUCCAUGGUGGGCCUGAUGACCUAUGGGCGGCGCCAGUUCGAGCACCUUGAUGAGACCAUGCGGCGCCUGAUCCCACCCUUCCACACCGCUGCAGCCCGGCUCACUGCGCUGGUGGAUGCAGACGCCGAGGCCUUUGCUGCCUACCUGGAAGCAAUAAAGCUGCCCAGAAACACACCUGAGGAGAAGGACAGGCGAGUGACUGCCCUGCAAGAGGGGCUGAAGCGGGCAGUCUCUGUGCCCCUGGAACUGGCGGAGACGGUGACCUCGCUGUGGCCGGUGCUGCAGGAGCUGGCAUUGUAUGGGAACCUGACUUGUCGGUCCGACUUGCAGGUGGCAGCCAAAGCCUUGGAGACGGGCGUGUUUGGAGCAUAUUUUAACGUACUCAUCAACCUGAAGGAUGUCACUGAUGUUGCUUUUAAGGGCCAGGUCCACCAGCAUGUCUCCAGUCUCCUGCAGGAAGCCAAGACCCAGGCUGCGCUGGUGCUGGAGCGCCUGGAGGCCCGGCAGGAGUGAC